AUGCUUCAUCUCGCUCUACUUCCCUUCCUCGCCGCACCGGUUGCGGCCCACCUAUCAAUGUGGCACCCUUCGAUGUACGGCUUUGAGGGUGACAACCCGUACGCGUGGGAGGCCAUCAAGCCGCUUGCUCGUCUCAACUUCAACCAGUGGUGGUUCCACGGUGACAUUGACAGACCUCCUGCCGAUGGCCAGGUCUUCAACCUCCCCGCUGGCGGCGUUGCCCACAUGGAGGUCGGCUGCCAGAAGAGUGUCACCUCCUACGGCGGCCGCAAGAACCAGGACCUGUCCUGCGACGAAUGGGGCCCGAUCCACCUCUGGCAGAACAACCGCGACGACGUCACUGGCUGCGCCAUUGCCAUUGCCUACGAGUCCAACGUCCACGCCAUUAAGCCCGAGGACUUUACCGUCAUCUCCACCAACCGGUCGUGCCCUUACACCCGCGACGUGACCUUUGAGAUUCCCGACCAGCUCCGCGAGUGUCCCCCUGGUGGGUGCCACUGCAUGUGGGGCUGGGUCCACUCGGCCAUGGGUGGCGGUGAGGAGAUCUAUUUCAACGGUUUCAAGUGCCAGGUGACCGGCGCCAACCCGAACGCUCCCCAGAUGCCGCGCGCCCAGCCUCCCAAGAAGUGCUCGGACGGCGGUUGCCAGCAGGGAGCCAAGCAGCCCAUCUACUGGAUCCAGAACGAGGGCAACAACAUCUUCAACGACGUCGCCGACCCCCCCUUCUACAACGAGAAGUACGGCUACGCCAACGGUGCCCAGAACGACAUCUGGGGCGAGGGCUCCGGCACUGCAAACGGCAGCGGCAACUCGGGCAACAACGGCAGCAACUCGGGUAACAACAACAACGGCAACGGCAACUCGGGUAACAACAACGGCGGCAACGGCAACUCGGGUAACAACAACGGCGGCAACGGCAACUCGGGUAACAACAACAACGGCAACGGCAACUGGGGUAACAACGGCAACGGCAACGGCAACGGCGACGGCAACGGCGACGGCAACUCGGGUACCAACAACUCGGGCAACGGCAACGGCAACAACUGGGGCAAUGGCGGUGACGGUGAGAGCUCCAGCUCUAAGACCCGCACCCGUACCCGUACCCGCACCCGUACCCAAGACUGGCAGGAAUCGUCGACCACGACCAACAGGUGGGAGGCGAGCACGACCGACAACUGGGAGGCGUCCACGACCAACAACUGGGAGCCCACGUUCACCUCGUACAACCCCUCGCCUUCCGGCGGGGGCAGCGACGACUGGAACAACCUGGUCGCCAACGCGACCAGCUCGGACGUCCGCUCUUCAGCGACGAUCCCUACUCCAAGCCCGUCCGGAAACGAGCCUGAGCCUGCCCCUACCGGUGGCUCGUGCCAAGCCCACCAGCGCCGCUCGCGUCAGGUUCGCGUUCGCCGUCUCAAGUCCUUGGUGGAGGAGAAGUGA
This is a messenger RNA of Cutaneotrichosporon cavernicola, 1440 nucleotides long. RefSeq lists its product as uncharacterized. The record is from RefSeq and is a predicted model, not a curated record. Lineage: Eukaryota; Fungi; Basidiomycota; Tremellomycetes; Trichosporonales; Trichosporonaceae. The transcript is spliced from 3 exons. The coding region runs from base 1 to 1440 and encodes 479 amino acids.